ACGGCAGCAAGUUUGUUGAUAAAGGAAGUAGCUCUAAAAGUUAUGUAGCAUUAAAUACCCAGAUGCAAACCGAACGAGAAAAGCCCACCAUGAAAGAGAGAUAGGGCGUGUGUUAUUGUGAUUUACUUCUGCGCAAAAGGAGCCAGAGACAGCUAGUGGACAGUUUACAUAAUAUAUCUAUCUCAGAUGCUGUUUUGGGGAGUUUAGGCUGACAAUAAGCAGUCAUGACUGAGAAUUUUGACCGAGCUCCGGGAGCAGGUAGAGCCCGCAAUGUCGCAACAGACCACGGGCUCGUAGGAAACGCCGGAGAAAGUGACACCAAAACGACGCUUUUUAACCAAAGGGAGCCGCUGAGACAGCCGCGAACAACGCAGCCCUUUGCGGAGAGCAACUCUGGCGCGGCCAACGUCUUGGUCGGUGAAGAUUCCAGGAAAGAAAGCAGACCCCAGCAAAGUGUGACUGCCAAUGCUGCUCUUCCAUCCAGAGGUCAUAAUGAUGUGGACACCUUGAUUAAGUCAUCAAAGCUCUCCGCCUGUGCUCCAGAAUUUGUCCCUUUUGGGAUGAGCUCAUAUGAAGAACCAGGUUACUAUGAUGACAGCGAAAGCUAUUACUGUGAAUCAACGUUGGCUGAGACGGUCACAGACUUCCUCGGUCACCUGAGCUCCUCACCAGGUUCAUUUGAGUCUGAUGUUGAAUAUAUUGCCUCCAUGCUCAAUUCCUGGGUUACCAGUGAGGAGCUGCUAAAGGAACUGGUGGAACUGAUUUACACACAGUCUACCGCUAUCCCAAACUUCUCUUACACCGGUGCCAGGCUCUGUAACUACCUGUCCCAUCACCUCAGUUUCAGCACAGAGAGUGGCAAUUUUCGUCAGAGGCUUUUGCAACGAUGUCAAAAAGAGUAUGAACAAAGGGAUGCAGCUGUUAGAGGAGACACCGAGACUCAGAAGAAAUUCCACUCCUACGUCCUGUUUCUGGGAGAGCUCUACCUCCACCUGGAGAUAAAAGGGGGGAAAGGACCUCCAAAAAAAGCAGAUAUCCUCCUCAGUGCUCUGAGAGACUUGCUGAUCACUCUUUUCUCUAAUCCAGUGGACGAAAACCUCAUCUGUGCGGUCAAACUGCUCAAGCUGACUGGGUCUGUCCUGGAUGAUGCAUGGAAAAAGAGUGGAAAAACGCACAUGGAAGACCUAAUACAAAGAAUAGAAAACGUUCUAUUGGACGCCACCUGCAGCAGGAAUGUGAGACAGAUGCUCCUAAAACUGGUGGAGCUGAGAUCCAGUGACUGGGGCAGGGUCCAUGCUGCAGCGGCAGCCAGCAGCGCCACUCCAGACAAUGACCCCAACUACUUCAUGAACGAACCUACCUUUUACACUGAAGAUGGGAAACCUUUUACAGCAGCAGACCCAGAAUAUGCCGAAAAAUACCAAGAGCUGCUGGAGAGGCAGGACUUUUUCCAUGAUACGGAUGGAGAAAAUGGAAAUGAUGAAUCCGACUUUGAAGACGAGAUGGAGCCCGAGAUAGAAGAAGCUUUUGAGAGUUUUUGUUUAGAAUCGGAGAGGAAACGACAACAGCGACAAGGAAAACUAGAGUGACUCGACAAGUUUAUACUGUGCUUUUUCUUCUCAUCUUAUUGGAAUGUCGAACAACAAAAGAAGUUAGCCUUUGAUAGACUGAGACUGUUUUACUGCAAACAAGCCUUUUAACAGAGAGCCGUUUAUAGUUGCACUACUGAUACUUUCUUCAGACAGUGUUAAUUAGAAAGUGGGACAAUCAGUGGGAUAACUGUUCAAAAGUGUUCUCUUUUUUUUGUUUUUUCUGGAAGUUUUUUGAUUUCCUUCCUGAGCUGCUUUCUUCUAAGGCUAAACUAAAUGCAAAGAGGGAAAUUGUGUGCCGUGGAUCUUUUUAUUUGGGGGGGGGGGGUUACUUUAUGAAGCUGGGUUUGGUUAAGCAAAUCAAAUAUUUACAGAAUUUCUCAAAUAUCAACAUUACAGGCCAAAUAAAUCCAAUAGAAGGGAGAUAUGUGGACACUUUAGUACAGACACUCAAAUACAGUGUAGGCCUGUUCUCCAUAGUUGUGACAGACACAUUGUCAUGGCUGUUAGCCUGGGUAGAUAUCACUCAGGUGGGGUAAAGACCUCUGUGGAAAGCUGUAGAGUGCAAAUGUUUUAUAGAAAUGUGAGUAUUUGAAUCCAUUCACAAAGUAAAUUGUCGACUCAAGCAGAAAUAGGUUUUUUUUUCUUCUUUUUGAAAAAAAAGCCUCUUAAAAGAGUCAAAGCUAGACAUUGUUAAACGGUGAACAAACCUAAACUCGCCUGAAUCUAAUUCAUAUCCUGAACGUCCUUCCCAAUACAUAGACGAGUUGCAGGUCAGGUUGGCCAAGGCCAACGGCAGAAUGGAUUCAUCCCCAUCACAGCACUGAAAGACUGUUUUUUCAGUGAUUCACAGGUGUCAUGAAAAGGAAUGUUGUUUUAUAGGUUGUAAAUAUUAUUUAUAGUAUUGUUUGCCUGCAAUAAAUUCUUUAAUAAUGAUAAAUAGAUCUGUUUUUUGAACUCUUAAGUUAAUGACACAUGUCGUGAGCUUUAUAAUUGGGGCAGAAGAUCAAUGUAUGCUGGGUUUACGUCAUUUUCAGUGUGGAUUGUUAGACUACUAUUUUCAUUAGUCACAGUUCCUUUUGCAUGAUUUUAAGACAGAAAAACACCUAAUUAUAAUUAGAUAAAGUUCCACCAAAACUUUCAUGUUUCAAAUCGUAGCAAGAAAAUCUUAUUUUAUUGAUAUUUGUUUUAAUUGGGGUUUCCCAUUUAUAAUGAAUGCACCAUCAGUUAUGAAGAUUUUGAAAACUUUUUUCAAUGGUUAUAUGAGUUGAGCAACAGUUAUUGAUGUUGGCUGUUAAACAAUAAAAACACAAUAGAGCUUCUUAUAAUGAUUCAAUUAAUGAAUUAUGCUCUUAAGGUUGCAUUUCAGAUUCUAGUGGCGUGGAAGAAAAGCCCAAAGUUUAUGGAGACCUUUCCAUGGAGACGUGAGUUAUAAAUGGUGUCAUAAGG
Messenger RNA from Menidia menidia (Atlantic silverside), 3038 nucleotides. The record is from the annotation of a GenBank genome assembly. NCBI's taxonomy places the organism in Eukaryota, Metazoa, Chordata, Actinopteri, Atheriniformes, Atherinopsidae.